AUGCUAAGAAAAUGGUUACAUACAACUUUGAGAGUUCACAACACAAACAAAUAUUCCGCUAAGACGAAAUUGAAAGCAGCCACGAACAUCGUAAAUUUCGUGUCUAAUAUUAGAUACAGUCAAAUAAUCGAUCAAAUAAGAGUGAUGGAGAUUGAAAUUCUUGAUGCACGUAAUUCCAAAGUGUUGGCAAAAUGUACAGCUCAGCCAUCAUCUACAAUUAAGGAUUUAAAAGUUCAAGUUCAUUCGGCUAAUAAGAAGUUAACCAUUCAUCGACAAGCAUUGCGAUUAGAAAUUAGAGGAAAAACUUUAAAAGAUUCAGAUACAAUUGAAUCACUUGACUUACGCAAUGGAGCAAAAUUGUAUCUUAAAGAUUUAGGACCGCAAAUUGGGUGGUCUACAGUUUUCUUGGCAGAAUAUGCCGGUCCUUUGCUUGUUUACUUAUGGGUUUACCAACGCCCUUGGAUCUUUUAUGGUGACACUACAACAGCAAGUUUUACCACAACAGCUCAUAUUGCUGCAGCUUGUUACACGAUCCAUUAUGCUAAACGUCUUCUUGAAACAAUUUUCGUUCAUCGCUUCUCUCAUGCCACAAUGCCGAUAGGAAAUCUUUUCAAGAAUUGCAUGUAUUAUUGGGGAUUCACAGCUUAUGUAGCUUACCAUGUCAAUCAUCCUUUGUUUACCUCACCAUCCAUGGCACAAGUUUAUGCUGGACUUGCAGGAUUUAUUUUCAGUGAACUUGGAAAUUUAUCGAUUCACAUCAAUUUGAGAAAUCUUCGACCACCAGGCACAACAGUUCGAAGAAUUCCUGAACCAGACUCCAACCCGUUUACCGUUCUUUUUAACUUUGUCUCAUGUCCCAAUUACAGUUAUGAAGUCCUUUCAUGGCUUUCGUUCUCUUUUAUGACUCAAUGCUUGCCAGCUCUUAUUUUUAGCGCUGUUGGUAUGUAUCAGAUGACAAUAUGGGCUCUCGGAAAGCACCGAAAUUACAAGAAAGAGUUUAAAGACUACCCGAAGCAACGUAAAUCUAUCAUUCCAUUUAUUUUGUAAAUUUAUGUUGUUACUAAACAUUUUCUCAAUGUUUUAAGAAAGACUUGCUAAGUAUCAGGGGAAAAUAUUUUUUUACUUACACAGAGAUUUUCUUGGCAGACGGGGAAAGUUCGCCAGUAAUAAUGAUUAACUAAAGUUUAAAUUAAUUUUGUGUUCUUGGUUUUUAUGGCAAAUAAAAUUGAAUUCCGAAUGGUUGUGGAAAAAAAUAAAA
Messenger RNA from Clunio marinus, 1258 nucleotides. The record is from the annotation of a GenBank genome assembly. Lineage: Eukaryota; Metazoa; Arthropoda; Insecta; Diptera; Chironomidae.